UCUGCAGGUUCUGCUGUUGGUUGGCUUGGUGACAUUCUGUCUCUGUCUAAUCCUGGGCUGUGUGUUGUGCUGGAAGAGGAGUAAGACCUGUCCUCUCCAAGACCAGGAGCCCAGAACACCACCACCACCUGGUGACACCAUGACCCUGGGAGUCCAGGCACAGAGCCCCGCUUCACCUCAUCCUCCCCAGGCAGGGAGCACCACAACCAGGCAGCAGGACGAGGAUCUAGACGGGGAGGUGGUGGAUUACCCCACCACCUUCAGCAGCUCUACUCCCUCUGAUGACGACUUCACCACCCUUCCCCUCUCCUCCCAUCGCUCCUCCCGUGGAGCCUCCUCCGAGCACAAGGAGCAGCAUCCCAAGUCCUACUUCCCCCUGCGUCGUCUAUCCACACCCUCCAUCGCCUCCCCGCACUACAAGCCCAUGAACUCCCACCAUGGCGGUGGACGCUCCUCUUUCCCCUCCCUCCCUCGUCUGGGUCUCAUCUCCAAGACUCGCCAGACUCUGGAGCGGAGUUGCUCCAUCACGGGACACAGCCUGUACAGCGAGCGCAGAAGACUCACCAGUACAUCCUCAUACCAUACUCCUUCCACCUGCGCCCCCGAGGAUGGCCACUUCGCACCCAUCCCACUCCACACCCUCCACUACGGGUCCAGCUGCAGAGCACCAGCUCGGCCGGCCCCAACCCUCCACUUCACCAUGUCCUUCUCCUCAGAGAAAGGUACCCUGAGCAUCACGGUCCUCAGCCUGACCGGAACCACUCACCGCCUGGGGGAGGUGUCUGUGAUGGCCAACCUAGCCCCUCUGUGCCCCUGCCCCCUCCAGGCCUCCACCCUCUGUAGCCCCAGCCUUAGCCCCAACUCCAGCCUUAGCCCUGGGCCUAAUCCGGACCCCCACACCCUGGGCUUGACCAUGAAGGCUGGUUCCCUGGAGGAACUUCAGCGCUGUGUGCUCAGACUGGUCGUGUACACACGAAACCUACCCAGCCUGAGGGGCUCUCUGCUGGGGGAACUAGAGGUACAGCUGGGGGGAAAGGACUGGAAGACAGAUCAUUCCAUCUACUGUACUAAGGAGCUUAGCCCCAAGAAGUGGAAGCUAAAAAAGAGCCUGACCUCCCAGGAUGCGGCGACCAGUAGAGGACGGAGCCUCAGCCCACAAGUCCAGGGUCAGCUGUUUAUUCUGCUCCAGUAUCAGACCCUGGCCCACCGCGUCAAGGCCAUGGUCCUCCAAGCAGAUAACCUGGCCAACCUUACACCAGACUACCAUGUGGUGAUCAACCUGCGUCACGACGGGUUGGUGAUCGGAACCAAGGAGACCAAGGGUGUGGGCAGGGCCAACACCCCCUUCCUGUUUGACCUGCCCCCUGGUGAUGUCACUACGCUGCCCCUCGUGAUGGAGUUCAUCGUCAUGCAGGAGCACGUGUACUCCAAUAACACGGUGCUGGGGAGAGUUCUGAUUGGUCCAGAGGCUCCAGAGACGGGACGUUCUCAUUGGAGGGACAUGUGUAGCCAGGGUCAGGUGGAGAGGGCACGCUGGCACACCGUCGAACAAGAACCUUUGGAAAAGAAUAAAAAACAAUCAGACUCCAGAACAUUGGGAUACUAA
Molecule: messenger RNA, 1606 nt
Organism: Oncorhynchus tshawytscha (Chinook salmon)
Lineage: Eukaryota; Metazoa; Chordata; Actinopteri; Salmoniformes; Salmonidae
Product: synaptotagmin-13-like
Exons: 4
Coding region: 140-1606 (488 amino acids)
Biological process (GO): cellular response to calcium ion; regulation of calcium ion-dependent exocytosis; vesicle fusion
Cellular component (GO): axon; synapse
Molecular function (GO): calcium-dependent phospholipid binding; phosphatidylserine binding; calcium ion binding
Source: RefSeq, a predicted model, not a curated record